AUGUCACCUCUGGAAUGUUCUGAGUGUUUUGGUGAUCAACUUCUGCAUAGGACCUAUACCUGGCACCUCACAUUGCACUCGAGGCCAAAUUUUACAAGAAAAAGAGAUACCAGAUCUGAAAGACUAGAAAUUCCAAUCAAUGUGGUUCUACCUCAGAGGGGCACGACCGAGCCCUCGCUGAGACUCCACAACCUAUACACCACCCCUCGCUGCUCCCGGCAGGCCACCUUGCCCCGAAUGAGCCGCAGGGUCGCCAGCCAGCACUCCUACCCACUCAACCGCUUCUCCUCCGUGCCCUUGGAGUCCAUGGAUCGCCCCACCUCCCAGGCCGACCUGGAGCUGGAUUACAACCCUCCCCGGGUGCAGCUCAGCGACGAGAUGUUCGUGUUCCAGGACGGGCGGUGGGUGAACGAGAACUGCCGCCUGCAGUCCCCUUACUUCUCCCCCUCGUCCUCUUUCCACCACAAGCUGCACCACAAGAGGCUGGCCAAGGAGUACCUGCUGCAGGAGGAGAACAAGUCUCUGCGCGACGAGAACAGGGCCCUGCGGGAGGAGAACAGGGCCCUGCGCAAGGAGAACAAGAUCCUGCAGGUGCUGUGGGAGGAGCACAAGGCCAUGCUGGGCCGCCAGGACAGCCGGGCCUCCUCGCCACUGCUGCACAAGGACACCACGUCCCAAGAGGUGGUGAAGAAGGACAUCACAGCCCUGCCAGUGCAGCGCAGCAAGGAGAACACCCUCCAGCAACUCCGGGAGGAGAACCGAGCCCUGCAGCAGCUGCUGGAGCACAGGCAGGCCUACUGGGCCCAGGCCGAGGACAAGGUGGCCGCCGGGGAGGACACCAAGCCCACUCCCUCUUCCCACGAGGAGCCCCACAGCCCUGGGCUGCUGGCAGACCAGGGUCCAAGCCUCUCCUCUCCCUUCGAGGAGCUCAAAGGCUCCUCUACCGCGCAGGACGACUGCAAGACGCUGCGUGCCCUGCGGGAGAUGGUCAGCAACCUGUCCGGGGCCUCCGGGGAGGAGGAGGGCAAGGUGGGCGCGGGCCUGGCAGAUGGUGGGCAUCCCUUGCAGCUGCUCAGAGAGAUGAGUCAGGCCCUGCAGGCCCUGCGGGAAGAGAACCGGCUCCUGCAGGAGGAGAACAGGGCCCUGCACGUGCUGCGGGAGGAGCACCGCAUCUUCCAGGAGGAGAACAAGGCUCUGUGGGAGAACAACAAACUGAAGCUGCAGCAGCGGCUGGUCAUCGACACGGUGACCGAGGUCACCGCCCGCAUGGAGAUGCUCAUUGAGGAGCUGUACGCCUUCAUGCCCUCCAAAAACAAGGAGCCCAAAAAGCCCAGCAGAGUCUGA
Molecule: messenger RNA, 1344 nt
Organism: Castor canadensis (American beaver)
Lineage: Eukaryota; Metazoa; Chordata; Mammalia; Rodentia; Castoridae
Gene: Cby2
Product: chibby family member 2
Source: RefSeq, a predicted model, not a curated record